Larimichthys crocea (large yellow croaker) is the source of this 2103-nucleotide messenger RNA. RefSeq names its product butyrophilin subfamily 3 member A2. Gene Ontology annotation, biological process: regulation of cytokine production; T cell receptor signaling pathway. Gene Ontology annotation, cellular component: external side of plasma membrane. The record is from RefSeq and is a predicted model, not a curated record. Bases 233 to 1450 code for a protein of 405 amino acids. Lineage: Eukaryota; Metazoa; Chordata; Actinopteri; Sciaenidae. The transcript has 6 exons. Gene Ontology annotation, molecular function: signaling receptor binding.
UAAAGGACUUCACAGGACUGAUACUUCAUACUUGCUUUUAGGCCUCAAGAUGUGGUGUUUAUAGCUAUGAUUAUAUGUAAAAAAUAGCAAAAAUAACAAGGUAAUAAGUUAGUUGAUAAAGCGAUAAGAAGAUGACAUACACAUGUCACAGGACCUGACUAUCUUGACAGUCUACUUUUCACUCUGCAGCGAUAACGAUCCUGUGACUGUCUGAGCCCUGAAACAGAACUUCAUGAUGACUCAUCUGAAGGAUGGACUCUUCUUUAAACGUCUGCUCACCGUUGUUUUCCUUCUCCUGACACAAUGCUGUGCAGGUCAGUCCCAAGUGGGUGGGCCGCCUCAGUCAGUUCUGGCAACAAUUGGUGGUGACAUAAUUUUGCCAUGUCACCUCGAACCUUCUGUGGAUGCUUCAGGCAUGACAGUGGAGUGGUCAAGACCUGACCUGGACCCCAGAUUCGUCUAUGUGUGGCGUGAUGGUGUGGAACUAGAGAGUAAACAACAUCCAUCCUAUAAGGGAAGAACAGCAGUGCCCAUUGUCAACCUGACGCACGGAGACAUUUCACUGAAACUCUCCAAUGUGAAAAUCUCUGAUGAGGAAAAGUACAGAUGCUUCGUUCCUACGUUGGGUACAGAAUCUACAGUUGAGCUUGCUGUUGGUGUCGCCCCAUUUAUAGACAUCAGCUCUGAGAGGACCGACAGCAGUGAGGUGGUUCUACAAUGUGAUUCUAAAGGCUGGUAUUCACAGCCUGAGGUGUUCUGGCUGGACGCUGAGGGAAACCUCCUCUCUGCUGGACCUACAGAGACAGUCAGAGGUCCUGAUGACCUCUAUACUGUCAGCAGAAGAUUGACUGUGAAGAAGAGCGACAACUUCACCUGUAGAGUCCAACAGAAGAACAUCAACAAGAUGAGAGAGGCACAGAUCUAUGUUCCAGAUGAUUUCUCCAAUGCUUCUAAUCACAUCAUCAUCAUCAGCAGCAGCUUGGUUGUGGUUUCAAUCAUCGUUAUUCUUGCAGCUGUCUUUGCACGGAGAUGGAAAAAAAACAAAAUAAAGGAGAAUGAAAGAGAAAGAGAGCGUACAUUACAACGUAAGAAAGAAUUGGAAAACCAAAGAGACAAACUGAGAUUACAGCUGGAUGGAUUGAAGAGAGAGUGGACUGAAGGGAAAUAUGACAAACUGGUGUCAAGAUACCAAGACGGUGAAGUACAGGACAACAAAACAAACCUGCACCAGAAAAUAAGAGAAGUGGAGAAACAUCUGAAGGAGACAGAAGAAGAAAUAAAGACAUUAGAGAGUGUGAUUGAAAGAAUGAAACCAGUGGAGACUAGACAACUGAAGAUCGAGAGAGAUGAGACUCAAAGAAGCUCACAGGAUGAGAGCAGUCAGAGAAAAGAGAGUGAUGAAAACACUGAGAUGCUGCCUGCCCAGAAUGCCCAAAACGUGACUUCAUAAAACUGUCUAACUAACUCUGUCAUCUCCGCUUAUUGGUUAUGAACAAACAUAAUCUUUGCAUAAACCAUAGGAAUGUCAGGCCACAUUUCCAGGUAUGGAAACAAGCCAAGUGGUUAAACUGUUCCACUGCAAUAAAAAUAGAGACAGGAGCUUUGUUUUGGCUGAAGAGUUCAGAUAAGGACGUGUGAUGAUGACAUGAGAACUAAGGCAUGCAUUUAAAAAUGAGCUGAUCAUUUUCUCUUUGUCACAAGUACACUUCUUCUGAUGUGAUUUAAACAUCAGUGUGCAUGUACAGUAAAUUAAUGUACAGUCCUGACUGUGGUUACAUAACUUCCUCCGUUUAUACAGAGUCUCUGCUUCAGUCGUGUCUCUGCUCUCAGUGACCUGUAAGAUACACAUUAUUGUUUUUAAGCAUUUUAUAAUAAGAUAAUGAGGACAAAAAAAAAAUCAUGUUUUACUGACCUUGUUUUUACAGUUGUUACAAUAAAGGAUCUUGUCAUAUACACAUUUUCCAAAUUUUGAAUGAAUCAAAUGUUUGAUUUAAAGGUGAAAUUUGAAAAUUAUUGUUCCUAUUAUACAGCUAAUGUAUUUCAUGUAUUUACAGUUUAUAUCUUGCAAGAGCUCAUUAAAACAUGCUGUUGUUUAAGACUUCA